ACCAUCAAGCUCUGGGAUACAACGACCGGUACCGAGUGCCAGACCCUUAAGGGCCUUUCAGAUGCGGUCAAUUCAGUGGCCUUCUCACCCGAUGGGCGUACACUGGCGUCCGGCUCGCUCGACAAGACCAUCAAGCUCUGGGAUACAAUGACUGGUACUGAGCGCCAGACCCUUAAGGGCCACUCAGACCCGGUCCCAGCAGUUCUGAACGAACCCAAUUCCAACCUUCAUAUAUCUCUAUCGAAUGCUUGGAUUGCCUUAGGAGAUGAAAAUCUACUGUGGCUCCCUGUGGAAUACCGUUCAAUUACUUGUCAUGCAGUCAAAGACGCUAUAAUUGCUUUAGGAUAUACUAACGGGCGGGUCUGUAUUGUAGGGUUCCAUAAGCUGUAG
Aspergillus pseudonomiae is the source of this 390-nucleotide messenger RNA. Its product is annotated as WD40 repeat domain-containing protein. The transcript has a single exon. The record is from RefSeq and is a predicted model, not a curated record. Gene Ontology annotation, biological process: negative regulation of transcription by RNA polymerase II. The annotation marks the transcript as partial. Gene Ontology annotation, molecular function: protein binding. Gene Ontology annotation, cellular component: transcription repressor complex; nucleus. Lineage: Eukaryota; Fungi; Ascomycota; Eurotiomycetes; Eurotiales; Aspergillaceae.